Messenger RNA from Chelmon rostratus (copperband butterflyfish), 1548 nucleotides. Its product is annotated as thiamine transporter 1-like. The transcript is spliced from 7 exons. The coding region runs from base 1 to 1548 and encodes 515 amino acids. Gene Ontology annotation, cellular component: plasma membrane. NCBI's taxonomy places the organism in Eukaryota, Metazoa, Chordata, Actinopteri, Chaetodontiformes, Chaetodontidae. The record is from RefSeq and is a predicted model, not a curated record. Gene Ontology annotation, molecular function: vitamin transmembrane transporter activity. Gene Ontology annotation, biological process: transmembrane transport; vitamin transport.
AUGUCAUUCCUAGGCGACAGCGGUGCACAGCUGCCCUUUGCCGACCAAAGGAGCCAAGCAGACCACCAGAUCAGAGCGAAAGUAAAGAAGAGUCAGAGAGCAGACCUGCAGGGUUACAGACUGACUGGAUCUGCUACACACUCAGUGGUGUGUUUGUUGCAUAUUUUAAAAAGGUGGAGGGCUGAUUGGGUGGGCCCCACUAUGCUGCUCUGCAUCUACGGUUUCUUCUCCAUGAUGAGGCCCAUAGAGCCCUUCAUGACAGAAUUUCUCACGGGAACUUACAAGAAUCUCACCACGGAGCAGGUGAAUAGACAGGUGUAUCCUGUGUGGACUUACUCCAGCCUGGUUCUCCUCGUCCCAGUCCUCCUGGUGACCGACUUCCUCAGGUACAAGCCUGUAAUCAUCCUCCAGGGGCUCACCUAUGUCACAAUGUAUCUGCUGGUACUGUUUGGCUCCGGGGUCCGCUCGGCUCAGUUGGCCUUCUUCUGCUACAGCAUCGCCGUGGCAGCAGAUGUGGCCUAUUUCUCCUACAUUUACAGCAUGGUCCGGGCCUGCUGUUAUCAGAGAGUGACCAGUUACGUCAAAGUGGCCGUACUGCUGGGCUACGCUGCGGGUGCCCUGCUGGCUCAGCUGCUUGUGUCUUUGGCUGGAGUGUCCUUGUACUGCUUAGCUUUUCUAACUCUCAUCUCUGUCUCCGUAGCACUGAUAACCUCAUUUUUCCUGCCCGUGCCUAAGACUAGUUUAUUUCUUACGGGAACACACUCCACUCAACAGGGAAACUCAGGUGAGGACACCCCCAAAUCUCAAAGCCAGGACUUUUUCCUCAGGGUGAAAAGCAUGACGGCUGCCAAGCAUGUCGGAAGGAUGCUCAGAAGGCUCGCAUUGGACUGUAAGAAAUGCUAUUCUUCUAUGGCCGUGGUCUCCUUCUGCAUAUGGGCAGCUACAGGGAGAUGCUGCUUUUAUCAGGUCACAAGCUACGUCCAGCUCCUCUGGGUAAAUAUGCAGCCCCAUAACUUCACAGCCUACAAUGGAGUAGUGGACGCCGUCAGCACAUUGUCAGGAGCUGCAGCCACUGCUGCUGUGGGACACGUGUCUCUGGAGUGGUCUUUGUGGGGGGAACUGCUCCUGGGGGGUUUCACAUUCCUGAUCACUGGGGCUAUAUUCCUAAUGGAUCUGACUGACAACAUCUGGAUCAGCUACACAUGCUUCUUCCUCUUCAAAGCAGUUUACUUGCAGCUCACCACCAUCUGCACAUUUCAGAUAGCCAAGAUGCUGAACAGGAGGCGCUACGCACUGGUAUACGGCAUGAAUAAUUUUGUGGGCACAUUGCUCCAGAGUGUCCUCACCGCCAUCAUCAUCAACACAAAGUCUCUAACGCUCACCAUCACCUCGCAGUUUCUUAUCUACGCCUCGUACUUUGCUGCCAUUUCCCUGCUGUUCACAGUCAGAGGUGUGUACACUGUGCUCCGCCUGAAACGUCCCGCUGGAGGAAACCACGCAGAGAGAGCCACCAACCUGCCAGGAGCCUCACAUCCUCUGACCCUCUGA